AUGUCAUCGGAGAAGGUGGGACAGCUGGGUGUAGUUGAAGACAAAGAGGAUGGUGAAGACAAUGGUGAGGAGAAUGUUGAGGAGCCGGAAGAGCAGGAUGGUGGCGUCAAGGAUGGGGGGCCGAAUAAUAGGGAUGAUGACGAUGAUGAGGGACCGGCUAAUGGUCCUGUGCAAGGAACGGUUGCAGCAUCGCCCUUGGAGAACAUCGCUCAAGAGAACCCCUCUGAAGAUAAGAACAGUGAAGAGAACACCAGUCAAGAUAACCCCACUGAAGGGAACACCACUGAUGAGAAUCUCCAAACUGAUGACCAAGAAGGACCACGGGAGAAAUUGAUCCUAAGGAUUCCGAGAACAAACCCAAAAACACGCUAUCGGCAGACGCGAGUACGAAUGACAAAACUUGAGAGUGACGUAGUAGCUUAUGUGGAGUCAUACAAUCCUAAAGGGAAAGAGCAGGGGGGCAUGCUUAUCGAGUGUGAUGGUAAUGAUGCAAAUCGGAUGAUGUGCUACUCGGUUGUGCGUCCUAGGGAGUACGUGCAUUCCCAGUACGUUCGGGCCGUUGCAAACAUAUACAACAGGGAAUGGGCUCUGGAAUACCCAACGAAUUCUCGCAGAAUUAUGCUGGACUCCUCAUUUGCGUAUCAGAAAUUAAAGACGAGGGAAACAUAUGCUGGUCUGCUGAAGAAGUGGUCCACCCCUCUCCAGAAGAUUGUGUCAGCUGAUAUAUCUGUGGUCUAUGUUCCAGUUGUGGACAACGGACAUUGGUGGUGUGUUGCUUUUGCACUGAAAGACCAGAAGAUAUGGUUCAUUGACAGCAUGUAUACUAAUCCUGCUUCCGAGCAUUCUGGGGAUGUUAAAAAAUUGAUAGCAGCUGUGGAGUACGUUCUACAUUGGAGAGACACGCAGUAUAAUGCAGCUCUUGUUUGGAAGUUGAAGCAAAUGCAUACUUGGCCCUUGGACUCCAUUAGCUUCCCUGACUACAACGACAAUCAUGCGUGUGGAAUAGUAAUGCUUAUGGCUAUCCAGGAAAGUGCAAGGGCAUUUACAAAGACGAUGCAAGUGGGGGACAUCAAUGUAGCUCGGAGGGCACUGUUUUUGUCUCACUUGAAUUCAGAUUUCAACUCCUGCCGCCCGCUUCUUCCCCAAAUCGUUGCAACCCACUGCCCAGUUCGUUGAUGUUUGGUCGUGCUUCUUCUGCUAACGUUUAGGGUUUUUAACAGAGAAAACAAUUGCACACUUAUCUGGUCAAAUUUUGAAAUGUAUUUAACGCGUGAACUAAAUCAUAGUUGUUGUCUUUUGAUACUCACAUUAUUUCUAGGAGAUGGGAUUCAUUGCUUGCAGGUAUGUUUUGCAAGUUUUGUGGUAUGCUUUGUAUCGUGCAUUAAAGAUUUACAAUACGAGUUUGGUACGUGUUGUGAUACCUAAUAGGUUGUUUGGUACCGUUAUUAGAAAAGUUUGGGUACAAUCUACGAGUUUGGUACAGCGCCUGAGCUUUGUUCCGGCUUUGCAUGGUACCAAGCAUAAAUUUAGUACCAAACAAGAUCAGAUAUGUACCACACGAACAUUAGUAAUUGUUGCUACAAAAGUUGGAUGAUUAAGAGUUAGACAAAACAGUACGCAAACACGGUGACCUCAGUAAUCAAA
Messenger RNA from Spinacia oleracea (spinach), 1644 nucleotides. RefSeq lists its product as uncharacterized. Gene Ontology annotation, biological process: proteolysis. The record is from RefSeq and is a predicted model, not a curated record. The coding region runs from base 1 to 1176 and encodes 391 amino acids. The transcript is spliced from 7 exons. Gene Ontology annotation, molecular function: cysteine-type peptidase activity. NCBI's taxonomy places the organism in Eukaryota, Viridiplantae, Streptophyta, Magnoliopsida, Caryophyllales, Amaranthaceae.